Solea solea (common sole) is the source of this 4793-nucleotide messenger RNA. Its product is annotated as deleted in malignant brain tumors 1 protein-like. The transcript has 18 exons. The coding region runs from base 481 to 4305 and encodes 1274 amino acids. Lineage: Eukaryota; Metazoa; Chordata; Actinopteri; Pleuronectiformes; Soleidae. The record is from RefSeq and is a predicted model, not a curated record. Gene Ontology annotation, cellular component: membrane.
CGACUUGUCGGUUUUACAACCUAACUUCGAACUAAUAACUGUCUAACUAACUAACUACUGACCGUCUAACUACUAACUAACUGCUAUUUAACUGUGAAUGUGGAAUAAACCUUCUGAAAUACAGUCGAGUUGUACCCGCUGUACUUGUUCUGGUUACCCUUUCCAGAAGGGAGUAUUGAGCUGAAAGGAUCAGUCAGCAGAAAUCUGGACAGUGUGGCUCUGACAAGUUGGUACCAUGGAAAAUGUCACGGGAAGACUGUGAAGGGUAGAUCAUUUUCUGAGAACACUGUAUGAAAAGAGCCUCACAAGGGGAAGUAUGCUUCUUUUAUUAACACAACAACAAACAGAAUAAGAAGUGCUUCUGUCAAGUCAGGCAUUUGCGAAUGAAGGAGGAGAUCGGACUCUUCAAGGCCAUAAUUACUUGAACAAAACGGUAGCAAGCCGUCGUUUUAAGGAUUUGAUCAACUCCGAAGAUACAAUAUGAUCUUCAUUUCGACUGAAAAGCGACAGUUUGUCCUGUAUUUGUCCAUCGGUCUACUGAGUCUCCCACUUUUUACAGAAUGUGAUAAAAUCAGAGUGGUGGGGCCUUCUCGUUGCUCUGGUAGAGUGGAGGUCUUCCACAAGGAUAGUUGGGGAACAGUGUGUGAUGAUCAUUGGAGCGUUGCCAAUGCUGAGGUGGUGUGUCGAGAGUUAGGCUGCGGGACAGUUAUUGAGUCCAAAAAAGCUGCCACCUUUGGCCAAGGAGAGGGUAGUAUUUGGUUGGACGAUGUGCAGUGUUCUGGUCAUGAGACGUCCCUCGCAAAGUGCCCGCACAGAGCUUUUGGGGAACAUAACUGUGGCCACACUGAGGAUGCUGGAGUGAUCUGCUCAGAGGAUGUGAGGGUGGUCAAUGGAAGCAACCGGUGUAAUGGCAGAGUGGAGGUCUAUGAGAAUGGCAACUGGAAACAGGUUUGCAACAGUGACUGGGGCAAGGAUGAAGCCUCCGUGGUGUGCCGCGAGAUUAACUGUGGUAGUCCUGACAUAAAGGCAGUACCACCAUAUUUUGGAGAUUCGCGGAACCUGCUUGCAGUCAAAACCAGGUGUUUUGGAAAUGAGAGCACUAUUUCACAGUGCACAUUUCAAGAACUUAAAGAACCCUGCGGAGAUGCUACUAUUUUCUGUAUAAAUGAUAAACCAACUCGUCUGGUGAAUGGGACACAUAGGUGCUCUGGACGAGUGGAAGUCUACCAUUAUGGGACGUGGGGAAGCGUUUGUGAUGACAAAUGGGGACUGCAGGAGGCAGCUGUUGUUUGCCGAGAAAUGAAUUGUGGGAAUGCCAUUUCAGUCAAGUACAAGGCCUUCUAUGGCAGUGGUCAUGAACAGGUUUGGAUGGAUGAUACUGAGUGCACUGGUCUUGAGAAGUCACUCGCUGACUGCCCUCACAGAGGUUUUGGGGAUCAUGACUGUGACCAUACUGAAGAUGCGGGUGUUGAAUGCUCAGAGACUACCAGAUUGACCAAUGGAACGGACCGAUGCUCUGGAAGAGUGGAGGUCUUCCACAAUGACCACUGGGGAGCAAUUUGCUCUCAUACCUGGGGCCUCAAUGACGCUGCUAUUGUAUGUAAGGAGCUUGGCUGUGGAAUGCCCAAAAAAUCCCAAGACAAUUUCUAUUUUGGUAAAAGUGGCCUGAGAAAGUUUACAAGUCGAUGCUCUGGCAAUGUGGACUCUAUCAGCCAGUGCAACCUUCAAGAGUAUUUGGGGCCAUGUGAUAGUGUUUCUCUUUCAUGCACAGAUACUCCUCCGCUGAGGCUUGCCAAUGGCACUGACCAAUGCUCUGGCAGAGUGGAGAUUCUCCAUAAUGGCCAGUGGGGAACAGUGUGUGACGAUGAGUGGGACAUCAAAGAUGCUCAGGUUGUGUGCAGAGCCAUGGACUGUGGAUCAGCUCAGACAGCCAAAUCCAGUGCUUUCUUUGGUCCGGGCACAGGAGAAAUCCUGAUGGAUGAUGUUAAGUGUUUAGGGAAUGAGACAUCCCUUUUACACUGUCAACAUCCCAAUUUAGGAAAGAAUAACUGUGGUCAUGGUGAAGAUGCUGGUGUGGUGUGUUCAGCUUCUAUUAGACUGAACAAUGGGACUGACCUGUGCUCUGGCACGGUGGAGGUCCGCUAUAAUGGCCAGUGGUUGCCAGCACUCAAUCUAAACUGGGGGAUGAAUGAAGCUUCCGUUGUGUGCAAAGAGAUGAAUUGUGGAGAUCCGGUCGAAGCCAGGGGGUCGACUGGUCAAGGUGGAGAUCUGAGAGGCUCCAAGAUCAAGUGCGGCAAUCGAGAUACCUCUCUUGCACAGUGCUCAGUGACGGAAUAUACAAGGACCGGCCAUGAUCGUGUCGAAGAGGCAUUUGUCAAAUGUUCAGGCAAUGCGAAAUUGGUUGGUGGGCCCAAUUCUUGUGUUGGAAGAGUGGAGUACUUUGACAAAGGCCAAUGGGGAUCUGUGUGUGGCGAAUCCUGGGAUAUGAACAAUGCCGCAGUGUUGUGCCAACAGCUGAAUUGUGGGAAGGUCUUUAAAAUUACUACCAGUACUGAACAGGGACACAGCACAGUACAAACCUGGAAUAGUCAAAUUGAAUGUCAAGGAUCGGAGUCGACUCUGAACCAGUGUCGACAGACUUUAUUCACAGACAGACAGUGCAACGCCACCUCAAUCGCUGGUGUUGUCUGCGCAGGAAGUUUGGGGGCCCGAUUGGUCAGUGACCAGGAUGAGUGCUCUGGAAGAGUAGAGGUUCGUCACGGUGAGCUCUGGCAAACAGUGUGUGACACGGACUGGACGCUAAGCAAAGCCAAUGUGGUGUGUGAGCUGCUGGAGUGUGGGUUUGCGGUGAACGCUUUUGGUGAUGCCCAUUUUGGACAAGGCAGUGGACCAGUUGUGGAGGGUAACAACUUGUGUUUUGACAAUGUGACGUCUCUGAAGCAGUGCUCACUCAGCGGGUUCACAGGAGCAACAUGUGGACAUGGACAUGACGCUGGUGUUGUCUGUGCAGCAAAGCUUCGUUUGGUUGGCAGCUUAAGCGGAACAAACACAGGGUGCUCUGGUCGAGUGGAACUUUUCUAUAGAGGCCAGUGGGGAACUGUGUGUGAUGACGAAUGGCAGAUGAGCAACGCUGAUGUGGUGUGCAGACAGCUUGGCUGUGGGCAUGCAGUUGCCGCUCCUCAAAGUGCCCACUUUGGUAGAGGCAGUGGUCCAAUAUGGUUGGAUAAUGUGGAGUGUACAGGUGUGGAGACCGCUCUCACACACUGCAAGCAUGCUGGUUUUGGAGAGAAUAACUGUGGGCACGGUGAAGAUGCCGGCGUUAUAUGUUUAGGCGCUCUACAAAAACCCCAAAUCACUUUCAGUCCUUCUACAGAGGUAAGCUGGGGUGAUAAAGUUGAGAUCACCUGUAGCAUAGUUACGGAAAUCUCGGGUGGGACAUUCAUCCUGAAAAAGACCCCAGGAUCAUUUAAAAUGGAGAAAUUCUCUGAGAACGAAGCUGCAACCUUUGCCUUCCCGAGUGUGGACUUUAAUCAGAAAGGGUCAUAUUACUGUGAAUAUCAAAAGAAACUGCCCGAGCAAGAGAUCUACUACCCUCAAGGAAAUAUUGCAGAUCUCUCUGUUAUAGUGAAAAUGGAGACGCCGAGCAUCUCACUGACUUCUCCUCAUGCAAUGGUGAUCUACAGCCCUGACAAAAUAUCGGUCGACCAAGGCAGCGUCUUCUCCAUUUCUUGCUCGACGUAUUCCAAAUAUCCUGGAGGUGUUUUCCACCUGAUGUCUAAGGGGAACGCCACUGAUAUGAAGCCAGCAUUUGGCCACUCUGUCUUCUCCAUGGCAUACUUUGAAUUCCCUCCGGUAGACUUUAAAGAUCAAGGAGAAUAUACCUGCGUCUACAGCGUCAACCUCUCCUCAACAGUUUACAGCUCCAGUCCCUCCAAGUCCCUCCAAGUCAACGUAGUCGCAACCUCGGGAUCUCCGGUCGUCACAGGACUUGUGGUCAGUUUAGUGAUUUUGCUAGUUGUGGUGCUGAUAGGCUUCCUGGUCUGGAGAAGGAGAUGGCGCAGCACUGGUACCAUGGUUCUGUUCAGUAACAGGUCCGGAGGAACAGUAAAGCAAGAUAGAGAAGACCAAAGCAAUGGAGCACUCUCUGGGAGGGAUGGCAGUACCAAGGUGAAUGAACAUGCUGGUCGCAGAAGCAGCCCAGAAGAAAAGAGUACGGAUGUCGAACUUGAUAACUCUGUUGAAAGAGUGCCUGAGGACCUGGCUGGGAGAGUGUGUUAUGAGCUCGAGCCACUCGUUUUUUCUUGAUAAAAAAAGAUGCUGAAGGGACAACUUGUGUUGUGUAUCGUCAUUGUGUAGUGACGUUGCAGUGAUAAACUGAUAGACCCCGGGCUACGCGCCACACGAUCAAAGUAAAGAAGAUGAAGUAUUAGUAAAACGAGAUCAGCUGCUGUAAUGUUUCUGCUAGAUCUAGGAACAGUAGGAGCAUGCGAUAAUUCUCUUUUUUUUCCCAUUUAUUUUUAAGUAAACUAAUUUUGGAAAUCAGUACUUUUUGCCGCGAUUAAAACAAUUAUAUUGAACAGCAUCAAUGUUGACGCGUUUUAAUUCAACACCUACUUUAAUGAAUCUGCAGUGAUUUUAUUUUUCACAAACCAAGGUGUCACAUAAGUGUCGGAAUAUACACUCAUGAAUAUUGGCUUUACGUUUUGCAUUGUCUUUUUAUUGCGUGAUCAUUUCUUUCUUUUGUCUCUUUUUUUUACUGUCAAUGCUGAUCAAUAAAUGUAUAUUUCUUACAA